Messenger RNA from Vicia faba (fava bean), 1512 nucleotides. Lineage: Eukaryota; Viridiplantae; Streptophyta; Magnoliopsida; Fabales; Fabaceae. The record is from the annotation of a GenBank genome assembly.
AUGCCGAGGAAAUCUCAUCUAUGUGCCGAGGAAAUCUCAUCUAUGAUUCUCACAAAGAUGCGAGAAAUUGCAGAGGAAUAUUUGGAAUCACCUGUUAAGAAUGCAGUUGUUACGGUGCCAGCUUAUUUCAAUGAUUCUCAACGAAAAGCCACUAUAGAUGCUGGCGCCAUUGCUGGCCUUAAUGUUAUGCGAAUAAUCAAUGAACCCACUGCUGCAGCCAUUGCAUAUGGCCUUGACAAGAGAACUAAUUGCGUAGGAGAACGCAACAUUUUUGUGUUUGAUCUUGGUGGUGGGACUUUUGAUGUAUCUCUCAUUACACUCAAAGAUAAGGUCCUUCGAGUUAAGGCUACGGCCGGAAACACUCACCUCGGAGGAGAGGACUUUGAUAACCGAAUGGUAAACUACUUUGUACAAGAGUUCAAAAGAAAGAAAAAAGUGGACAUUAUUGGGAACCCAAGAGCUUUGAGGAGGUUGAGAACUGCAUGCGAGAGGGCGAAAAGGGCACUAACUUUUGUAUUUACCACCACUAUUGAGGUAGAUGCUUUAUUUCAGGCCAUUGACUUCUCUUCACCAAUCACCCGUGCCAAGUUUGAGGAAAUCAACAUGGAUCUUUUCAUCGAGUGCAUGGAGACAGUUGAGAGGUGUCUAGUUGAUGCUGGGAUGGACAAGAGUAGUGUAGAUGAUGUUGUCCUUGUUGGUGGAUCUUCAAGGAUUCCUAAACUGAGACAACUAUUGCAGGACUUUUUUAAGGGGAAAGAACUAUGCAAAAGCAUCAAUCCUGAUGAGGCUGUUGCUUAUGGGGCUGCUGUCCAGGCUGCAUUCUUGACUGAAGGUGUUAGUAAUGUUCCAAAUUUGGAGCUGAUGGAUGUCACACCUCUGUCUUUAGGUUGGGGCCUAAAAAAUGAUGUCAUGAGUGUGGUGAUUCCUAGGAACACUUCGGUUCCUGUCAAGAACACACUGUCAUAUGUUACGGUUAUUGAUAAUCAAUCCGCUGUCCUUAUUGUGGUUUACGAGGGCGAGAGAACCAGAGCCAGUGACAACAACCUUCUUGGUUUUUUCCGUCUUUUGGGCUUACCACCUGCUCCUCGCGACUAUCCUUUUAAGGUAUGCUUUGAUAUAGAUCAAAAUGGUAUUCUAACUGUUACUGCUAUGGAAAAAUCCACUGGCAGUACUAAUGAGAUUACAAUAACCAACAACAAAGAAAGGUUGUCAAACGAUGAAAUUAAGAGAAUGAUCCGCGAAGCUGAGGAGUAUCGCGUUGAAGAUAAGAAGUUCUUAAGGAAGGCCAAAGUUAUGAGUGCAUUGGAUGACUGUGUUUACAAAAUGAGAAACGCAAUGGAGAAAAAGGGUACUAAAUUAAAGCUCUUAUCCCAAGAAAACAAGGAGAUCAAUGCUGCAAUUACCAUUGCCACAAAUUUGCUUGAUGAGAACUACCAACAGCACGAAAUUGAUGUUCUUGAGUAUCAAUUGAGUGUUCUUGAGAGUAUGUAUGAACGCAUUAUGAAAUUGUAA